AUGCUUAACACCUCUUCACAAUCUAACGCCACUUUCCGAUCAAACCCUCUGCCUUCUUCCAAACAAAUUUAUGAAAUUACUGAUCAAGACGGCGAUAAAGCAUUUCCGAUUCAUGUUGUGAAUAGAGCUUUCGAAAUUGAGGAAAAAUAUCACACGGAAGUUGUUCGGAUUGUAUUUGCCGAUAAAAUUGUUUUUAUGAUUUCACAAUUAGAUGCACUUGCAGGUACCAUCAUUAAAGCAGACAAGGACAACUCCAAUGCUUUAACAAUGACUGUUUCUCAAAAUUAUGAUGACUUCGAUGGUGAUUUUAAUCAACUUCCUGAACCAACCUAUUCUGUGAGAACAUUAUUUGGCAAGAGGGCUCCAUCUCUCGAAAAUGCACAAAGUGAAACCUAUCUUGAUGUUGAAACAAUUUUUGCUCGAUUGUUAAUUGAAGAAUUAUACAAACCAAAAGAAAGAUCAACUAUGCAAAUUCCUGAUUUGCUGGAACCACCCAUGCCAAUAGUCCUCGAAAAGCCAUUAAUUAUUUGUCUUACUUUUUCCAAAGAAUUUCAAAAUAGGCUUAAACAACCAAAAAUCGGUAAGCAAGUCAUGAAGCAGCUUAUUGACUGUGUUGUCAAUAAAAUUUAG
Messenger RNA from Naegleria lovaniensis, 630 nucleotides. RefSeq lists its product as uncharacterized. The coding region runs from base 1 to 630 and encodes 209 amino acids. The transcript has a single exon. The record is from RefSeq and is a predicted model, not a curated record. NCBI's taxonomy places the organism in Eukaryota, Heterolobosea, Eutetramitea, Acrasida, Naegleriidae.